Molecule: messenger RNA, 3430 nt
Organism: Diabrotica virgifera virgifera (western corn rootworm)
Lineage: Eukaryota; Metazoa; Arthropoda; Insecta; Coleoptera; Chrysomelidae
Product: anoctamin-4
Exons: 23
Coding region: 95-3298 (1067 amino acids)
Biological process (GO): chloride transmembrane transport
Cellular component (GO): plasma membrane
Molecular function (GO): protein dimerization activity; chloride channel activity
Source: RefSeq, a predicted model, not a curated record
CAUCUAUAUUUAUUAUAAUAUACAUUUAAGUACUUUGGUUUUGAAAUUACUAGAACAUAUAUGUGUCAGUGAUUUUUGUGUAUCGUCUUCACCUAUGGUAUUUUCAAAUGUUAAGUCAAAGUUACAUAAAAUGGAACGCAACGGCAAAGAAGUGAGCGCGCAUUUUAUUGAAAAUGAAAACAACAUAUCUAAUGAAGAUUCCAGAUACCCCAGCAAUGAAAGCAUUAACAACAAUGGAAAUAUUCCACUGGGAAGCCGAUUAGAUAGAGAAAUUACUCCACAAAGAAAUAGCUCAUCUAGAACACAUGACAAAAGUCGAUCUCAAUCUUUAUUUAAUAUAUCAAAAUUUCACAAGACCAUAUCAAUGAUUGACGACAACCACUUAAAUGGAAUUGAAGAAAGUCCGAGGGAGAAAAGUUAUCGGAGAGGAUCGCUGCCCAUCGAUCAGUCGAAUACUUCAAGUACAAUUAGCAUGAAGGAUGCAUUUGGACCACAACUCACCGAUGACUCUCAUUUGAAUCUACCUGGUACUCCACUGCCAUCUUUAGUUCAAGAAAACGAAGAUUUUCCAGAUAGUUCAGCGCCCGAAACUCCAGUAGAAAGAGAACAAGUUUUGGAUCCAGAAAGUCUAUAUUUCAGAGAUGGUCGAAGGAAAAUAGAUAUGGUUUUAGUAUAUGAGGAGGAGGAACUUGGUGUGAUGACGGAAGCGGAAGCAAAAAGAAGAGACAAAAGAAAGUCAUUCCAGGAGAAUCUAAUAAAGGAGGGUUUGGAACUAGAAUUAGAACACAAAGAUUUAUCAUUUGACGGAAAGACGUGGUUUCUGAAGAUUCAUUUACCGUGGAAAACGAAAACGAGGUACGCAGCUUUAAUGGGAAUGAAACUGCCUAUCAAAAGGUUUAUUACAAUAUCUGUAAAAGCAUGGGAUGAUAAGAAGGAGUCCAAUAAAGUAGAAACCAUGUAUUCGAAAUGGCAGAAACGAUGGAAGGAGUUUUUCGAAUUCAAUCAUGAUCUUAUCAACAAAGAACCAUCUUUUUACGAUGCUACUGAAGGAGGAGAUAGGGAAGAACAAUUUGUAGUAAAAGACCGAGUAACUGAAUAUUCACCUGCACAGAGAAGUUUAAUAGUAAUGCAGAUCCUCUUGAGGGUUAAAUUCGAUGAUACUGAUAAGGUGGGGAUUAGAAGGCUUUUAAAUGAUUCCACCUACAUUGCUUGUUUUCCUUUACACGAAGGCAGAUGGAAUAAAGAUACCAGUGAUGGGAAAAUUCUAGACCGACGGAUGCUGUACUUAGAAUGGGCUAGGCCGGCCAAAUGGAUGAAAAGGCAACCACUUAAUCUAGUACGAAAAUAUUUUGGAGAUAAAAUAGGUUUAUAUUUUUGUUGGUUAGGUUAUUAUACAAAAAUGCUUUACGCCCCAGCUGUAGUGGGAACUAUAUGUUUUUUGUAUGGGAUUUUUACUAUUGAUAGUAAUGACAAUAUUGCUACAAAAGAAAUUUGUGAUAGAAAUGGUCCUGGAAAUAUAACAUUGUGUCCAAUGUGCGAUAGAGCAUGUAAUUACCAGAAAUUGUACGAAAGCUGUAAAUUUGCUAGGUUAACGUAUUUAUUCGACAACCCUGCUACAGUGUUUUUUGCAAUUUUUAUGAGUCUGUGGGCUACCGUAUUUUUGGAAAUGUGGAGAAGGAAACAGAGUGUCAUACAAUGGGAAUGGGAUCUUCAAGCAACUGAUCAAGAUGAGGAGCCCAGGCCAGAAUUUGAAACAAGUGUCAAAACCUUUAGAACUAAUCCAGUAACUAGAGACAAAGAGCCUUAUUUGCCAACUUGGACAAGGGUCGGCAGAUUGGCUAUAACGGGGUCAGUAGUAUUUUUUAUGGUAUGUGUAAUAUUAUGUGCAGUAUUAGGAACAAUAAUUUAUAGACUGUCUUUAGUAUCAGUAAUCUAUGGAAGUAAAUCAGCCUUCUUACAAAAACAUGCCAAAAUCGUUACCUCUGUUUCUGCUGCCGUUAUUAAUUUAAUAAUUAUUAUGUUUUUAACUAAGUUUUAUCAUAGGUUAGCUAUAUACUUAACUAAUUUAGAGAGCCCUAGGACACAAACCGAAUACGAAAACUCGUAUACCUUUAAGAUAUUCUUUUUUGAAUUCAUGAACUUUUAUUCUUCUUUGAUAUACAUCGCAUUUUUUAAGGGUAGAUUUUAUGAAUACCCCGGUGAUACUGUAACUAGGCAAUCUGUAUUUUUAAGAGUUAAAGGUGAUAUCUGUGAUCCAGCUGGUUGUUUAAGUGAACUUUGCAUUCAGCUGUCAAUUAUCAUGAUAGGAAAACAAAUAUUUAAUAAUUUUGUGGAGCUUUUUAAUCCAGCAUUUUACAAUUGGUGGCGAAUGAGAGCACAUAAGUCCAAUACGAAGGAUUUGACUAGACAACAUACCAGGUGGGAGGAAGAUUAUCAUCUACAAGAUCCAGGAAGGCUGGCUCUGUUUGAUGAGUAUUUAGAAAUGAUUCUCCAGUAUGGAUUCGUCACUCUCUUUGUAGCUGCAUUUCCUUUAGCUCCAUUAUGUGCCUUGUUAAAUAAUAUAGCUGAAAUAAGAUUAGAUGCUUAUAAAAUGGUGACCCAAGCCCGAAGACCGUUAGCGGAACGAGUUGAAGACAUUGGUGCUUGGUAUGGAAUACUUAGAGCAAUAACAUACGCAGCUGUUGUCUCCAAUGGAUUUGUGAUAGCGUAUACUAGCGAUUUCAUUCCAAGAAUGGUGUAUAAGGUGAAAUACUCACCAACAUUUACUCUGACUGGAUAUAUAGAUGCUUCAUUAUCAACUUUUAAUACGAGCGACUACAGAGAGGAUAUGAGAGCUGAUAUACCAAAUCCCCCAGACAUUUGUCAGUAUAGAGGUUACCGUAAUGCACCCAACGAAACUGAUCCCUAUGGACUAAGUCCUCAAUAUUGGCACGUCUUCGCAGGAAGACUGGCAUUUGUUGUGGUGUUUGAGCAUGUCGUGUUUGCUUUGGUUGGAAUUAUGCAGUACGUCAUUCCAGAUAUACCAUCAGAGCUAAAAACUCAAAUCCAACGAGAAACUCUGUUAGCCAAAGAAGCCAAAUAUGAGCACGGUUUGAAGAAGAGCGACUACGAUUACGAAGAACUGAUGCAAACUUUCCGGGAUAACAAUAACACAUCGAGGGGUGAAAACCGAGCAGGUAUGCGGGGUUCUUGGGCGAGAAGAUUGAGUCGAUUAUCCGAUGGACUAGAUGCACACGUAGAAGUGACCACUCGGAAAAGAAAUUCGGUAGAAAACACAGUUUGGGAAGCGUCCUAUUGAUAUCUACUACUACCUUCUAGUAAAAUAAGUCUUAACUGUUUUUUACUGUAUUUAUUAUAUGUUUCGUUUUCGAAUGGUGGUUUUUAUUAGAUGUAUUACAGUAUGAAGAUGAAUAAAAGUAUUUCAUAAUGA